Echinops telfairi (small Madagascar hedgehog) is the source of this 3638-nucleotide messenger RNA. It is a transcript of the gene UNKL, whose product is annotated as unk like zinc finger. The record is from RefSeq and is a predicted model, not a curated record. NCBI's taxonomy places the organism in Eukaryota, Metazoa, Chordata, Mammalia, Afrosoricida, Tenrecidae. The transcript has 12 exons. Bases 92 to 1741 code for a protein of 549 amino acids. Gene Ontology annotation, molecular function: metal ion binding.
GUGCAGCACAAGUGCGCGCAGCACCGGCCCUUCACCUGCUUCCACUGGCACUUCCUGAACCAGCGGCGGCGCCGGCCGCUGCGCAGGCGCGAUGGCACCUUCAACUACAGCCCCGACGUGUACUGCGCCAAGUACGACGAGGCCACCGGCCUGUGCCCCGACGGCGACGAACACCAACUUCGUGCUGAGCAGCUACAAGACGGAGCCGUGCCCCAAGCCGCCCCGCCUGUGCCGGCAGGGCUACGCGUGCCCCCACUACCACAACGGGCGCGACCGCAGGCGGAGCCCGCGCAGGUUCCAGUACAGGUCCACACCCUGCCCCAGCGUGAAGCACGGCGAUGAGUGGGGGGAGCCCUCCCGGUGCGACAGCGGCGACGACUGCCAGUACUGCCACUCGCGCACGGAGCAGCAGUUCCACCCAGAGAUCUACAAGUCAUCCAAAUGCAACGAUAUGCGACAAACCGGCUACUGUCCACGGGGCCCUUUCUGCGCCUUCGCCCACGUGGAAAAGAGCAUAGGAAUCACAAGUGACUGGGGUUGCAGGGACCCCAACUUCACCCACAGCCCCACACCGAACAGCGGCCCCCUAGGAAACGCAAAGCGGAGAGACUCGCCCGCGGAAGGUGGCCAGAAAGGCGGUGAACGCAGCCUCAAGCAGAACCAGCUCACGGUGCUGGCUGUGGUCCGCCCGCUGUCCACCAGUACUGGCUCCGGGACACCCUCGCCGACGGUGAUGUCUGCCCUGGACGCCCGCACCCUCCUGCUGGACCCCACGAGCACCACCGUGGAGUCUGUCCUGGGUUCUGCUUUAGAUCUGCAUUUUAGUGACAUAAAUAUCGCAUCUCUAGAGAAAGGUCUGGAAGAGCAGGAGAACGGCGAGCCCACACCAGCAGGUCAGCGGCUGCUGGGUGGCUCUGCCCCGGUGGCCAUUCCGGGUCCUCUGACACGUUCCUCGUCGCUGCUGUCAUCCUCAUCCCUGUCCACCUCCCCACUCAGUUCUCUCUCCCAGUCCCUGUCGGGGCCACUGGUCUCCUCGGCUAUGACACCCCCUCAGCAGCCCCCACCGCCUCCCAAGUCAGAGCCUGGGGGCCUGGGCUCCUCGGCCUCCUCCUACAGCUCCUUAGGCUUAAACGGCGUCCCUGGGAACAUCUGGGACUUCGUGUCGGGCAGCUUCUCCCCCAGCCCAUCCCCCAUCCUGGGCAGCGGACCCACUGCCCCCUCCACUGGCGGGAGCCCCAGUGGCGCCGAACUGGCCCGCGUGCGGCGGCAAUUGGACGAGGCCAAGCGCAGGAUCCGGCAGUGGGAGGAGUCCUGGCAGCAGGUGAAGCAGGCCUGCGACGCGUGGCAGCGCGAAGCCCAGGCAGCCAAGGAGCGCGCGCGGGCGGCUGACAGUGACCGGCAGGCAGCGCUGCGGCGCAAGGAGGAGGUGGAGGUGCGCUGCCGGCAGCUGCGGGAGGAGCUCGGGGGCCUGGGCCUUGCGGCGCUACCAGGGCUGCGGGGCGGCGGCGACCUGGAGGCCACGCCACUGCCCACGCUGCACUCGCUGCAGAGCCGCCUGCGCCUGGGCCUGGAGGCGGUGGACGGGGUCAUUGUCCAGUUGCACGCGAAGCAGUGCCUGGCGUGCCAGGAGCGGGCCCGCAGCACCGCCCCCUUGCCCUGCCCCCACCGUGCCCUCUGUGAGCCCUGCGCCGCCAGUAUGCCCGCUUGCUCCUACUGCAAGGCCCAGCCUGCCCAGUGGUGAUCAGGCCCGCGCCUCAGCCUGCCUCGGGGAGCUGGACCAACCCGGAGCUCGCCUGCGCACUUAUUUCCGUGGGCGCUUUCCUGGCGCGCCCACAACCCUGUGCAGAUGGGCUCAGUGCAGGGGGGCGUGGUGGUCUGACCCUGCUGUUGGCUAGAGCACUCGGAGCUGAGUCUCCGGAAAGCACUUUGUAAAACCAAGGGGUUUAGUUAGUUGUUAAAAAUUGCUCUAUGCUGCUUUCUAGGUUUAUAGUUUUGUUUUUUUAAUAUGCGAUAAUAUGAAGCUUUCUAUGUGUACUGUGAACUCUAAAAUAUUUCCUAUCAGUUUCCUGUUAACUCAUAGUCUGGUAAACAUCUUAGAUUUCACAUUCUGAAAUUUGUACUUAUCUAAGGACUAUCUAUCUAGUGGAGAAUGCUAGGGUUUUCAAAUAAGUGCGAACAGAUGGUAUUUAUAAGCGGAGCGAGCCUGAGAAGACGCAUGUCCUGUUAGCUGUGUGCGUGGCUUCAUGAAGGACCUGCUUUCUGAGCACUGCCCCCCAUGCACGCCUGCUGGCAACGUUUUGUCCAGCACUGUGGUGUGGGGACAGCUCUCCCAUGCCGCUACAUGACCUGUGGCCACUUCUCCCAAGAAGAGGUGCAAGAGAGGUGGCUGACAGUUGCUAGCAUUACUGCCUGUCAUGAGAGGGCAGUGGCUGGAGCGAGUGGCAACAAUGCAUGUGGCAGGCGGUGGCUUGGAGCGUGGUUUCUAGAAGCGGCUGUGUCUGCCCUGCGGUUCCUCAGACCCGUCAUGGGCAAUGGUGCUUUGCAGCAGAGCCGCUUGGCCCAGCUCCGGGUGCCCCUGCCCCCUGAUCUGUGACUGCAGAGCACAAGGUGUGAUGGGCCAGGUGUCUGCAGGGAGGGGGCUGCCUUGGCCUGGGGGACUGGGACCGCCAGCCAGAAACCUCUUCUGGAUGGAGUGUAAGACAGACAGACACCGGGGCCCUACAGGACCUGGCUUAGCUGUCCUCAGAAUAUCUCAACAGCUGCCUGGGCCCCAGCCCCCGCUGCCCCUGCACUGCGUCUCUGCCUGCUCCGGCUUUGCCAAAGACUUUUCAUAGCGUUUUUUAAAUGUGCAAAAUGACUAGGUAAGAAUUUUUAUCAGUGACCAGAUUAGAAUGUAUUUAAUAUAGUAAGGAAUUUACAAACUUUUUCUAAUGUCCACCAGGCCGCACACCCGUCUGCGGUUGCUGCCUCAUUGGGUUCCAGUGGGCCCACCUGGGUCUAGUGACGGUGACAGCUCACUCGCUCGCCUGUAGAGAUGACGUCUACUUGUGCUACUGUGAUCACUGUUUGAAGUCCUUUAUUUGUACUCGCAUUGAUGCUUCUGGCCCGGCUAUGGCCAGCGGCAUCUCUGGGAGGCCAGGCCGGCAAGGAGCAUCUGUAGCUAGAGGUCCAGUUCGGGGAUCGUGAGGAACCAGUGAGUUUCAAGUCUGUGUAUAAGCUACUCCAGGCAGUUCUGUCUGCAGCUGGGCUGACAUUCCAAUGGUGGGGCCUCGAGUUCCCACUCUGGUGACCAAGAUGGCCUAGGCAGUCUCCAGGGCACCAUUAGUCACAGUCCUCGAGGGACACUCAAGUCCCUACUGCUUGGGCAGUCCUCCUGUGUCCCCAGGCUGCAGCAGGGCUGUAGGUCUAGGAGCCACAAAGUGCCUGCCUGGUGCUGGAGGCCCCCAGGGCUCUGGUCUGCAUUCAAGUAUUUAGAUGGGAAUGCUAUUUGAAGGGAUUCUUCACCGUGGAGGUAGCAUUUACGAUGCAGUUGACCAUUGUGAACCCUUGUGUAAAUGUUUUACACUCUAGCAUUUAUGUGACAGUUUACAUGCACCCUGGAGUUACUUUUAUCGGGGUCAUUAAAACCUGGAACCUUU